AUGGUAGUUAUAAAAAGGUUUACAGAGGCCUAUAGCAAAGGAAAACCAGGUUUUCUUGAAACUCAAGAAAAAGGUUCUAAAGAAAAACAAAUUCCAGGUACUAAUAUAACCCAUGAAGGGAUUAAUAAAGAGAGGAUUAUUUCUAUUCAAACGACCAGGUUCAAACAGAUCGAGAAUCUUCUUGAAAACGAUUGUUCUGAAAAUCCUAUUGAUCCAAAUAGAACCAAAGGAUGGAUGAAAGCUUCAACUAAGCUUAUUGAUCCCAAAACGGUUAUUAGAGAAAAACCUAUGGUUUACUCUCUACAAGAAAGAGAAGAAUUUUCCAAACAAAUCAAGGAAUUACUUGAUAUGAGACUAAUUAUAGAAUGA
Molecule: messenger RNA, 369 nt
Organism: Lactuca sativa (garden lettuce)
Lineage: Eukaryota; Viridiplantae; Streptophyta; Magnoliopsida; Asterales; Asteraceae
Source: RefSeq, a predicted model, not a curated record